UACGACCUGAUGAAACUGUUUGAAGUUGGCGAUAGUCCACCGGAUACACGUUACCUUUUCCUCGGAGAUUACGUUGAUCGGGGUUACUUCAGGUGUGUCUCGCAUCAAUACUCUACCUUUUCCAACUCAUCCCAUCAUACAGUGCGUUCUGUAUCUGUGGUCCCUAAAGAUCUGGUAUCCCGACACCUUUUCCUGCUCCGUGGCAACCAUGAAUGCCGGCAUCUCACAGACUAUUUCACUUUCAAGCUUGAAUGUAAGCAUAAAUACUCGGGGCGCAUCUAUGACGCUUGUAUGGGAUCCUUUUGUGCGCUUCCCCUUGCUGCUAUCAUGAACAAGCAAUUCCUAUGCACCCACGGCGGUCUUUCACCAGAGCUGAACACUUUGGAUGAUAUUAGAGCGGUAUGUUGUGCACUACAUAGAUCAGAGGUAAUCCUAGGAACGGAUGUCAAGCUCGACGUCAUUAGCCGUCAGGCCUCCUAG
This is a messenger RNA of Suillus bovinus, 480 nucleotides long. RefSeq names its product Metallo-dependent phosphatase-like protein. Gene Ontology annotation, biological process: calcineurin-mediated signaling. Gene Ontology annotation, molecular function: calmodulin-dependent protein phosphatase activity; calmodulin binding. The annotation marks the transcript as partial. Lineage: Eukaryota; Fungi; Basidiomycota; Agaricomycetes; Boletales; Suillaceae. Gene Ontology annotation, cellular component: calcineurin complex; cytoplasm. The record is from RefSeq and is a predicted model, not a curated record. The transcript is spliced from 2 exons.